AUGUCCAGGCGUGAUUCAGAAUCCAGUGAUAAUAGCAUUGCGGUGAAGGAUAAUGAAAGUGAUCAUUUCCAGGCCAUCAACGAGCACCCAGUAGAUGACAUUUCGUUGGAGUUCUUCUACAAGCCACACACCAUCACCUUGCUGUCUGCCUCUGUUCUAUGGCUCAUGUACUCUGCACUAACCAGGAGUGGCACAAGUCCAGAAUCAAACAUCUGGCAUGGCUUCUGCUGCUUGGUCUUCUUCUUCCUCACCAUUGGAGUUCUCACAUUCCCUAACGUCAUGUGUAGAUAUGUACAUCUGAUGUGCUUUUUAUUGAUUUUUUUGGGGGAUCCAGGUGUAAGUUUGGUGUAUUUCCUCUGCUUGGUGUUCUUGAUCUACCAGGAAUAUGACGACAUCAGGCAUAUUAUCUUCUGGUUGUACCCUGAUUUAAAGACAUGGAAGCCAGAGGAAAAGGAAUAUGCAGUGAACUGCUCCCAGAUAACGGUGGCCAGGAUUUGGUCCCACCUGGAUAUUUUUGCUGUUGGGCAUUUUUGGGGUUGGGCCAUGAAGGCCCUGCUCGUCCGUCAUUACGGUAUCUGUUGGACUAUCAGCGUUUUGUGGGAAGUUUCUGAGGUUCCGUUUGCACAUCUCCUGCCAAACUUUGCCGAGUGUUGGUGGGACGCCAUUGUCCUGGAUGUACUGGUCUGCAACGGUCUGGGCAUCUGGUUUGGUAUGGUUCUGGCGCGCAAACUCGAAAUGAUGAACUACCAUUGGGAGAGUAUCAGGGAUAUAGAUUCUACAACUGGAAAAAUAAGAAGGGCGCUUUUGCAAUUCACUCCAGCUAGUUGGACCCAUGUGAGAUGGUUGGACCCAAGCUCCACAUACAUGAGAAUCGUUGCAGUCUCACUGCUAGUCAUCAUGUGGCAGCUGGUAGAGUUGAAUUCAUUCUUCCUGAAGCAUAUCUUCAUCAUAGGGCCUGACCAUCCCCUCUGCUAUGGUAGACUCAUCCUCAUUGGAGUCAUAUCUGCUCCUGCUAUAAGGCAAUAUUACACCUAUGUUACUGAUACACAAUGCAAACGUGUAGGGACUCAGUGCUAUGUCUUUUGCGCUAUAACAUUCGCCGAGUUCAUCCUCUGUGUUAAGAACGGCAUCCAGAUAUUCAGGCAGACUCAACUGUUGCAUGUGCUUUACUGGCUUGUGUUUCAGGUUGCCCAGUUGAUUGAUUGA
Messenger RNA from Helobdella robusta, 1206 nucleotides. RefSeq lists its product as hypothetical. Gene Ontology annotation, molecular function: L-serine-phosphatidylethanolamine phosphatidyltransferase activity. The transcript is spliced from 11 exons. Gene Ontology annotation, biological process: phosphatidylserine biosynthetic process. Bases 1 to 1206 code for a protein of 401 amino acids. NCBI's taxonomy places the organism in Eukaryota, Metazoa, Annelida, Clitellata, Rhynchobdellida, Glossiphoniidae. The record is from RefSeq and is a predicted model, not a curated record.